AUGGCGGACGAGGACUCGGAGAGCGUCCGCACCGCGGAGUCUCAGGAACUCGCCGCCCUGCACCUGCCCCAGCUCGAGGCCCUGGUGGAGGAGACCAGCCAUGCCCUCUCCAUUCUCAAAGUCGAGACAGAAAUGUUUGAAAAAUACUACAACAAGAUGGAGCCAAAGGAUCUGGUCAGCCAUUUGUUGCCAGAUAUACUCGGAUCCUCGCUGGACCUGGGGCAGACACGUACCAGACGUAAAUCUAAAUCCCGCGCUGCAGCAGAUCGUUUUAUAGGCCUGACAGUGGAGCAGAAGAAUGAUCUAGCACAGCGGGAGCUGGAUGAGACGAAGGAAGAAAUUCAGCAGACCAAGGGGGAUUCUGAACGGAUUAUACAAAACUACCAGGCUGUCAUGGAAGAAGCUGAUAUUCGGUGGGCUGAUAUUAAGAAAGCCACAUGCAACUUUAACAAAGACAUUAUCCAAACAAUAUCCAAGAAGAAAGGGAGUGUCAUAGCUUCUGAGAAGGUGCUGAGAUAUCUUGAGGAGAAGAACCACGACAGGGAUGCAAUGAAAGAAAAAUUGCGUUUGAAAAAUGAUUCUCUCAAAGUGCAGAAGAAAAAGUUGCAGCUGCAGCUCAAGCAGAAGGAAGAGAUGGGCGAGGCACUCCAUGAGGUUGAUUUCCAGCAGCUAAAGAUUGAGAAUGCUCAGUUUUUGGAGAAGAUUGAUGAGAGGAACCAGGAUCUGCUACAGCUAAAACUGACAGCGGGAAACACUCUUCAAAUCCUCAAUUCCUACAAAAGAAAGCUGCAGAACGCCACCGCAGCAUCCGCCCACCUGAUGAAAGAUAUCUCCCAGAGGAAGGAGGUGCUGGAGAAGAUGGAAAGGGAAACCAUUCUGGUGGAGGAGGAGCGAGCCAAAGCAGAGAGUGUGAAUAAGCAGCUGCGGCAGCAGCUCUCAGAUUACAGAGUGCCCCCAGUGGUGAAGUAUGUCAAUCAGAAGAUGGCCAUCUGUGACCUGGAAAACAACAUUAAGAUAUGGGAGAGGAAGGUGGAGAUCGCCGAGAUGUCCUUGCAGAGCUACCGCAGAGCUUGGAACAAGGUCAAGGCGGCCAGUAACCAGCUACAGCUUUGUCUCCCCCUGCAAGGUGGCCAAUGAGAGAUGUGGCUGGGAGUCAGCCACAUGAAAAAUGAAGCUAUGGACUGGGGGAAUGCAGAACACUUUCUACUGCAGCUUGGUCUGGAGGGAACCAUUUCAGCCCAACUGAUAAAGAAAUCAAAACCGCCUGGGUUAGGACUCCUCUAGUUUGUCCAGUCCCCUUUGUCGGAGAGGCUGGAGCAUCCAGUGGGCUCUGGCACCUGGGUUCUGUGUGGGGCUCCUGAGCGUCCCUUCCUUCUCAACUACGUCUGAUCAGUUACUCUCUGGCGAUUGUAUCUGGACAUGUUUACAGGCACUGUCCUGUUUGGACUGGCCCUUGGGACAAAAGGAAUCAGGAGAGUUUUGAGGGGGAGGAGUUUAAAGUUUAAUAGCCUGAGUGAGUGCCAAAAUACAGAGACGGAUUAACACACGAGGGUGUUGCUGUGGGGGGAGAACGUCAGCACCGUGCACAUGGAUCAUGCCAUAUAGUCACUGUCAACAGCACUAAAACGGAUGGAGUGCUGGGAAUGGUCCCUGAGGCCAGUCAAUCACACAGUUGCCUCGGUUACAGUGUC
Gopherus flavomarginatus (Mexican gopher tortoise) is the source of this 1691-nucleotide messenger RNA. RefSeq names its product coiled-coil domain containing 113 (gene CFAP263). The record is from RefSeq and is a predicted model, not a curated record. NCBI's taxonomy places the organism in Eukaryota, Metazoa, Chordata, Testudines, Testudinidae. Gene Ontology annotation, cellular component: ciliary basal body; axoneme. Gene Ontology annotation, biological process: cilium assembly. The transcript has 9 exons. Bases 1 to 1137 code for a protein of 378 amino acids.